AUGGUCCGAGUUUGGUUCGUCACUGUCCUCGAGUCAGGCGAUAUUGUCGUCGCAACUGCUCGCAACCCAUCCCGACUCGGCGAUCUCGUCACCAAGUAUGGACCCGAUAAGAUCUUCGCAAUUAGCCUUGAUGUGACAGACUUCGACCAAGCCAAUAAAGCCGUUAAGGAAGCUGUUGAUAAGUUUGGCCGCAUUGACGUGGCUGUUGAUAACGCUGGCCAUGCAAACCUGGCAUCUAUUGAAGAUAUAGACAUGGAAGGUUUCCGCGCGCAAGUCGACGUUAACCUUUUCGGUGUUGUUAAUGUUACAAAGGCCGUUGUGCCUAUUAUGCUGUCUUUAAUAGGAGGCCGAAUCGAAGUCGCACCAUUCGGCAUCAAGGUUACAGUCGCCGAGCCCACUGGCAUCAACACUAACAUGGGGGCUACUGCUACUGACAACUCCAAGGUCAGUGAACCUUAUGAGCAGACUGUCGGCCAGAUAAUCCAGCUUAUAAGUAAGGAAUAUUCAGGCUGGACGGAAGUUUCUGAGAUAGCAAGGGCCAUAAUUCACCUUUCGAAUGUGGAGGAUCCUCUGCUGAGAAUUAUGGUGGCUAAGACUCUUGCUGACUCUGAUGAGAAGUGGGCCAAGGUCUCGAAGCUGGAGUUCUGA
Fusarium redolens is the source of this 648-nucleotide messenger RNA. RefSeq lists its product as uncharacterized. The record is from RefSeq and is a predicted model, not a curated record. The transcript is spliced from 5 exons. Lineage: Eukaryota; Fungi; Ascomycota; Sordariomycetes; Hypocreales; Nectriaceae. The coding region runs from base 1 to 648 and encodes 215 amino acids.